AUACGCAAAAUCUUCUAAAACGAAGCUGUGGAUGAUCAGGGCCACGACAGCGGUGUUGUUGUGGACUUGUUUGGUUCAGUUGACGGCGUUAGGAGAUACAUGGGGGCCUAUGGUUUUGAAAGGCUGGCCUUCUCGUGAGACUCUUUCUGCUUCUGCUUUAGAUGUCAAAUUGUUGCCCAUUGUUCCUGCCAGAGUUCUUCCACCCAAGAGGGUUUACAAGAACAAUGGUUACCUACUGAUUUCAUGUAAUGGAGGAUUAAAUCAAAUGCGAUCUGCUAUAUGUGACAUGGUUGCAAUCGCAAGAUACUUGAAUGUUACUCUCAUUGUUCCUGAAUUGGACAAAUCUUCUUUCUGGGCUGAUCCAAGUGAGUUUGAGGACAUUUUUGAUGUUGAUCAUUUCAUAACAUCUUUGAGAGAUGAAGUUCGGAUACUUAAAGAGCUUCCAAUUAGGCUUAAAAAGAGAGUGGAAUUAGGACUCAUACACACCAUGCCUCCCAUUAGUUGGUCUGAUAUUUCAUACUACCACAACCAGAUUCUUCCUUUGAUUCAAAGAUUCAAAGUUUUGCAUUUGAAUAGAACGGAUGCUCGCCUUGCCAAUAGUGGUCAACCCUUUGACCUUCAAAAACUCAGAUGUCGAGUAAAUUUCAGUGCUUUGAGAUUCACUAGUCAAAUUGAAGAACUGGGUAAACGAGUUGUGAAUCUUUUGAAACAAAAAGGACCUUUUUUAGUCCUUCACCUCAGAUAUGAAAUGGACAUGUUAGCAUUUUCUGGGUGUACUCAAGGAUGCAAUGAUGAAGAAGUGGAAGAGUUGACUAGAAUGAGGUAUGCUUACCCUUGGUGGAAAGAAAAGAUUAUAAACUCUGAAUUAAAACGAAAAGACGGGUUAUGCCCUUUAACUCCUGAAGAAACUUCUCUUGCAUUAAGGGCACUUGGGGUAAAUAGUGACAUCCAGAUUUACAUUGCUGCUGGUGAAAUAUAUGGUGGAGAAAGAAGAAUGGCUAGUCUUAAAUCCACCUAUCCAAAUCUGGUGAGAAAAGAGACUCUUUUGGGAGCAGAUGAGCUUGGGUUUUUUCAGAACCACUCGUCUCAAAUGGCAGCAUUGGAUUAUCUUGUAUCACUGGAAAGUGACAUUUUUGUCCCUACUUUUGAUGGAAAUAUGGCCAAAGUUGUUGAAGGUCAUCGGAGAUAUUUGGGUUUCAAGAAGACGAUAUUAUUGGAUAGAAGAUUACUUGUUGAAUUGAUAGACAAAUACACAAGUAAAUUAUUAAAUUGGGAUGAAUUCUCAAAUGCUGUGAAAGAUGCUCAUGCAAAUCGCAUGGGUAACCCCACAAAAAGAUUGGUGAUUCCAGACAAACCCAAAGAAGAAGAUUACUUCUAUGCAAAUCCAGAGGAAUGCUUUCAUCCCUCAUCACAAAAUGAACCUGUGAAUAUAAUCCAAUGAUUCAUGCAUCCAACAAUUUUCGUUAAUCUGUAUCAGUCUUGUCCUGUUCUGUCCAGUCCUGUCCUAUCCAAUGAUUUAAGAGGCGGUGAUUUAUUAAUCUCUGACUCUUUUUUAAUCUUUUUGUCAAUAACUACGAUUCGUGUAUAGUUAUUACCCUCACAUUCCGGGGUUAUAUUGGUUACAACUCGUUCAUAUACAAGAAAAAUGUUUGAGAUAUGAAUUUAUUUAGCUUAAUUCAUUUAUUUUUGUAUGUAUAAUUUGUGGGAUAAUUUUUUUAUUUGUUGACUAGUGGAUUUGUGUAUUAACUGGUGGAGGCAUUAUAUACAAAGAGAUUUUUUUUUUUUUUUUGGAAUAAUGUGACAUGUUUGAAUAAUGCAAGAAAGUGGG
Messenger RNA from Lactuca saligna, 1828 nucleotides. The record is from the annotation of a GenBank genome assembly. NCBI's taxonomy places the organism in Eukaryota, Viridiplantae, Streptophyta, Magnoliopsida, Asterales, Asteraceae.